Drosophila biarmipes is the source of this 1523-nucleotide messenger RNA. RefSeq names its product palmitoyltransferase ZDHHC6. The transcript has a single exon. Lineage: Eukaryota; Metazoa; Arthropoda; Insecta; Diptera; Drosophilidae. Gene Ontology annotation, biological process: protein palmitoylation. Gene Ontology annotation, cellular component: Golgi apparatus. Gene Ontology annotation, molecular function: protein binding; palmitoyltransferase activity. Bases 72 to 1370 code for a protein of 432 amino acids. The record is from RefSeq and is a predicted model, not a curated record.
UCACUGAAUGAGUUCUGAAUUGGAUACUUUUAUUUACUGGUUGGCGUUUCGUAACUCCAUUUUUAUCUGCGAUGAGCUGCUCCCUGAAGGACGACCUCAGGCGCUUCCUGCACUGGGGACCCGUCACCCUGUUGAGCCUGACCCUGAUCGUGACCUGGACCGUGCUCGACAUGAACUCGAUGUGGUGGCCGCCGGGCAGCAGUCUGGGAUCCUCGAUGAACUACACCCUGAUCUGGUGUCACACCUUCGGCACGCUCUACUACUUCCUCAAGUCCUUGCUGGUGGGUCCUGGCUUCAUUCCGCUCAGGUGGCACCCCAGGACCAUCAAGGACAGGGAGUUCCUGCAGUUCUGCCUCCGCUGCGAUGGCUACAAGGCCCCCAGGUCCCAUCACUGCCGUCGCUGCGAUCGCUGCGUGAUGAAGAUGGACCACCAUUGUCCCUGGAUCAACAACUGUGUGGGCUGGUCCAACCAGGCCAGCUUCGUGUACUUUCUCCUCUUUUUCCUCUCAGCCAGCAUACACGGCAGCAUCAUAUUAGUCCUCGGCGUCAUCCAAGGCAUACAAAAGCGGUGGUAUAUCAGACAGGGGCUACAUCAUUUGGCCACGGUUCACUUGACCCCCACAAACCUGAUGGCCUGUUUAUUUAGCCUGGGAGUGAUGAGUGGCACAGGAUUGGCUAGUAUCAAGCUGCUCUACAUGCAAGUGAAGGUGAUACUGAGGAACCAGACCGAGAUCGAGAGCUGGAUUGUGAGGAAGGCGAUCUUCCGUCGCAACGCCUAUCCAGGUAACCGUGUAAAGCCCUUCGUGUUCCCCUACAAUCUGGGUUGGUCAGCCAACUGCCGCGAGGUUUUCCUGCCCACUGGAGACGGUGAUGGUGUUUCCUGGCCAGUUUUGCCAGGAUGCGAUCAGUACACCCUCACCCGGGAGCAGCUGGAGCAGAAGAAGGAUAAGAGGGCUCGAUCGCGUCUCUACCGAUGCACUCGACCUGCCACGGGCCACUGGGUGCCCAUCUUCUCGCAGGGUCUCUGGGUGUCCCUCAAGGCGCCCUGCACCGAUGAUCCGCGCAUUGUCCUGCAGCCAGGCGAUCUCGUACAGGUGACUCGCAUUCAGGACUACUGGCUUUAUGGGGAGAGACAGAUCUCGGAGGAGGAAAGGCUCAAGGGACGCAAGGGUGCCACCAGGGGCUGGUUUCCAAGCCGUUGUGCCGAGGAAAUCUUUGAUGAAGAUCCUGAGAAUGAAGAUAAGGCUGGGGGAGAACCCCCGAAGGAGUCUGGAAAAACAGAUGAAGAAAGCAAUAUCAAAAACACUAAGAUCUCCCGCGAUUUUCCCAGCCAAGAAGGAAAGCCUGUGAAGCGUCUGCGCGUGAAUUGAAGGGUAUUUCCUCCGGCGACCUCGAUCCUGCAGAGAAAUCCCCAGCGUUCGCCGCAAUGAAAUUGCUUUGGUCAACCGCCGCAUUAAUCUCUUAAUGCUCAAUGCUUAAUGCUUUUCAAUAAUGCAUAAAUAAAUAAAUCCUUUCGAGGCAGC